AUGUCGCGCUCAACCUCGAAUCCUUCACCGCAAGCUCUAGCCGCGGUGAACGUCACCUUCCUCGGCACCGCCUCCGCCCAGCCCUCCUCAUCCCGCAACCACUCUUCCCUCGCUCUACGACUCGACGGCGACGUAUGGCUGUUCGAUUGCGGAGAGGCGACGCAGCAUCAGGUGCAGAGGAGCGCGGUGAAGAUGGGGAGGAUUAAUAAGGUGUUCGUUACACAUACCCAUGGCGAUCAUAUUUUCGGGCUUGUGCCGCUUUUGGCGUCUAGGCUUAAUGGGGCGGGUGGGAUGGUGGAUGAGGCGGACGAGGGGAGGGUACAGGAGGUAGAGGGGAAGGAGCCUCUGGAGAUCUACGGACCCCUCGGCACACGCGCCUAUGUCCGCAACGGACUAGUAUACUCGCACACACUCCUCGGUGCACCCUACGUCGUGCACGAACUUCGAUUACAAACCGACCCACAAGACGGAGACUACACAGCGCUCGCACCACAAGCGUACGAGCUCCCCGGGCGCAACAUCGCCCAGAACGCCGACGGCACAUGGCCCACUAUAUUCUCAAACGACUUGUUGUCGGUAUCCGCCGCGCCGAUCAUGCAUUCUGUGCCCUGCGUGGGGUAUGUGGUGGACGAGAAGCCCGUGCCGGGCAAGAUGGAUCCGGCAAAGUACGUUCCGCAUUUGAAGAGGACGAAGACGCCUAUGAGCGUUAUGCGGACUUUGCAGACUGGCCAAUCGGUCACUCUGUCGGAUGGAACGGUGCUUGAGGGUCCUGCGCGUAGACCUGGACGAAGAAUGGUGAUCUUGGGCGAUACAUACGAUCCGUCGCCUAUAGUCCCCCUCGCACAAGAUGCAGAUUUGUUGAUACACGAAGCGACCAACGCGCACCUCCCCGCACUCGAUCCAGCAACAAAACCAGAAGACACAUUCGAGAGCGUACAGGCGAGGACGAUGUCGCGCGGACAUUCGACGCCGCAGAUGGCUGGGGCGUUCGCGAGGAGGAUCGGGGCGAGGAGAUUGGUGCUCAAUCAUUUUUCGGCGCGAUAUGCGGGGGACGAGAGGGAUGCCAGUGUGGAGGUUAUGAACGGGAUACGAGAUCUGGCGAAGGAAACCUAUCAUGGGCCCGUCGUGUGCGCGAGGGAUCUCAUGAGCUUCGAUGUAGAGCUCAGACAGCCGUAG
Messenger RNA from Peniophora sp. CBMAI 1063, 1176 nucleotides. NCBI's taxonomy places the organism in Eukaryota, Fungi, Basidiomycota, Agaricomycetes, Russulales, Peniophoraceae. The record is from the annotation of a GenBank genome assembly.